GUUUGGAUCGUUCCAGAAGCGGAGAACGACUGCAGAAGGAGUUGAGGUUGCGGGUGUAUUUUCUGUAGUUUAUAUCAAUUCUGGCAGCAUAUAUACGACUUCUGUUUAUUUUGCCACACUGUCCUUUGUCUGGCAAACGGGUUUUAGAAAAAAAUAGCAUUUGUUCCGUAAACCGGCUUGCGUUAUCUUUUCAUACAGUUUUAACAAAAAGGUCAACAUCAUGCUUAAUGUGGCAUCACAGAGACUGCUUCAACUUAGGACAGGUUGUCCCCGUGGCAUCAGUUCACUGGUGAAAAAGGCAUGUUGGAAUGGCCUGAGUCAAGACGCCCUCAGAGUAUUAUCCAGACGGGAUUAUGCAUCUGAGGCAAUUAAAGGAGCAGUUAUAGGGAUCGAUUUAGGAACUACCAACUCCUGUGUGGCAGUAAUGGAAGGAAAACAAGCAAAGGUCCUUGAAAAUGCAGAGGGUGCUCGAACAACCCCAUCUGUUGUUGCCUUUACUGGUGAUGGUGAGAGACUGGUUGGGAUGCCAGCAAAGCGGCAGGCAGUAACCAAUCCUAAUAACACUCUUUAUGCUACAAAACGUUUGAUUGGACGUCGCUUUGAUGAUCCUGAAGUUCAAAAAGACAUAAAAAAUGUACCUUAUAAGAUUGUUCGUGCUACAAACGGAGAUGCUUGGGUAGAGGCUCAUGGGAAGAUGUACUCUCCCAGUCAGGUUGGCGCCUUUGUGCUUAUGAAAAUGAAGGAAACUGCAGAAAGCUACCUGAGUCACAAUGUAAAGAACGCAGUUAUUACAGUUCCAGCAUACUUCAACGAUUCCCAGCGGCAAGCAACUAAAGAUGCCGGACAGAUUGCUGGGCUGAAUGUCUUGAGAGUAAUUAAUGAGCCAACAGCUGCUGCCUUGGCCUAUGGACUUGAUAAAUCCCAGGAUAAAAUCAUUGCUGUCUAUGAUCUUGGUGGUGGAACUUUUGAUAUAUCCAUCUUGGAAAUCCAAAAGGGAGUAUUUGAAGUAAAAUCCACCAAUGGGGACACCUUCCUUGGAGGAGAGGAUUUUGACCAGGCACUUCUAAAACACAUUGUUAAAGAAUUCAAGAGAGAGUCAGGUGUUGACCUCACCAAAGACAACAUGGCUUUACAGAGGGUACGUGAGGCUGCUGAAAAGGCCAAAUGUGAAUUAUCGUCAUCGCUUCAGACUGAUAUCAACUUGCCAUACCUGACAAUGGAUGCCUCUGGCCCAAAACAUUUGAAUUUGAAAUUGACACGGUCACAGUUUGAAGGUAUUGUGGCUGAACUGAUUCGUAGGACAGUAGCACCCUGCCAGAAGGCAAUGCAGGAUGCAGAGGUUGCCAAGAGUGAAAUUGGAGAGGUCUUGCUUGUUGGUGGAAUGACCCGCAUGCCAAAGGUUCAGCAGACAGUGCAAGAUCUCUUUGGCCGUGCCCCAAGUAAAUCUGUGAAUCCAGAUGAAGCUGUGGCCAUUGGAGCCGCAAUCCAGGGUGGUGUGUUGGCUGGUGAUGUCACUGAUAUCCUACUGCUUGAUGUCAGUCCGUUGUCUCUGGGCAUUGAGACACUGGGAGGAGUCUUUACAAAACUUAUAAACCGGAACACCACUAUUCCUACCAAGAAGAGUCAGGUUUUCUCCACUGCAGCAGAUGGACAGACCCAAGUAGAGAUUAAGGUGUGCCAAGGAGAGAGAGAGAUGGCGGCAGACAAUAAGCUGCUUGGACAAUUCACUCUGGUUGGGAUCCCUCCAGCGCCACGUGGUGUCCCUCAGAUAGAAGUUACAUUUGAUAUUGAUGCAAAUGGAAUUGUUCAUGUGUCUGCCAAAGAUAAAGGCACUGGUCGAGAACAGCAGAUUGUGAUCCAGUCAUCUGGGGGUCUAAGUAAAGAUGACAUUGAGAACAUGAUCAAGAAUGCUGAAAGAUAUGCAGAAGAGGAUAGAAGGAGAAAGGAGCGUGUUGAAGCAGUGAAUAUGGCAGAAGGGGUUGUCCAUGACACAGAGUCUAAAAUGGAGGAGUUCAAAGACCAGCUUCCAGCAGACGAGUGCAACAAACUUAAAGAUGAGAUCACAAAAGUCAGAGACUUACUUUCAAGGAAAGAUUCAGAGACUGGUGACACCAUCCGACAGGCAGCUUCUAAUCUGCAACAGGCAUCUCUGAAACUGUUUGAGAUGGCAUACAAGAAAAUGGCAUCAGAGAGAGAAGGCAGCAGUGACAGAACGUCUUCCGGAAGUGAAGAGAAGAAAGAAGGACAACAAUAAGACAAUGUGUUUUUGGGAUAUGUCACACUGGUUAUUGAACUUUGAGCUUGGGACAUAACAAAUGCCACGUUCCUGAGCAAUUUAAAAAGCAAAUGAGUCAUUAUUAUAUAUACUGUGUUUUUUGCAGUAUUCUAUACAUAGUUAUUUUCUCCUAAUUUUGUAAUUUAAAGUUUUGGAAGUUUAUCUUCAUAACAUUUUAAAAUUGUUUUUUCAUUUUCGAUGUAAACACUGUGCAAUGUCUAAAUUCAUAGUGCCUGUACGUCCCAUUGCUUUAUAAUAAAUAUUGCUUUUUCUGUCCA
This is a messenger RNA of Erpetoichthys calabaricus (reedfish), 2553 nucleotides long. It is a transcript of the gene hspa9, whose product is annotated as heat shock protein 9. The record is from RefSeq and is a predicted model, not a curated record. The coding region runs from base 221 to 2254 and encodes 677 amino acids. Gene Ontology annotation, cellular component: mitochondrion; cytoplasm. The transcript is spliced from 17 exons. Gene Ontology annotation, biological process: protein refolding; cellular response to unfolded protein. Lineage: Eukaryota; Metazoa; Chordata; Cladistia; Polypteriformes; Polypteridae. Gene Ontology annotation, molecular function: ATP hydrolysis activity; ATP-dependent protein folding chaperone; ATP binding.